Molecule: messenger RNA, 261 nt
Organism: Lichtheimia ornata
Lineage: Eukaryota; Fungi; Mucoromycota; Mucoromycetes; Mucorales; Lichtheimiaceae
Exons: 2
Coding region: 1-261 (86 amino acids)
Source: RefSeq, a predicted model, not a curated record
AUGACUACAGAUUUGAUGGAGGAGGACGACCCAAUGGUGGAGGACAUUGACGAGGAUGAGGAGGAUCGUUUUACGCAGGAGCAUUCGCGCCGCAUGUCCCUGAUGCGCGGGAGUCGGGCACCAGACUAUUACCGUUCAUAUCCUGAGACGCUUGAUGAAAAAGGAGAGCCUAUGGCAGUGAUGACACCUCCUGAGAAGUUGGUCCAUCAAAACUUUUUCAACAAAUUCGACGAUGACUUUGACGAUCAGGAUUUGGCUUGA